Cotesia glomerata is the source of this 1750-nucleotide messenger RNA. RefSeq names its product probable allantoinase 1. Gene Ontology annotation, cellular component: cytoplasm. Lineage: Eukaryota; Metazoa; Arthropoda; Insecta; Hymenoptera; Braconidae. Gene Ontology annotation, biological process: purine nucleobase catabolic process; allantoin catabolic process. Gene Ontology annotation, molecular function: allantoinase activity; cobalt ion binding; zinc ion binding. The coding region runs from base 169 to 1527 and encodes 452 amino acids. The transcript is spliced from 10 exons. The record is from RefSeq and is a predicted model, not a curated record.
AUAAAAAAAUCUUAUCUUUAGAGUAACGAUCUAACUUACUUGUUAUAUUUAAAUUUUAUGAACCAUAAAACAAAGUAGUUCGAUAACGUAAUCAUAAAACUUUUAAAAUUAAAUUAUAUAUUACAACCAAGUACUAUUCAAUUAGUAGCUUAAGAUUAAGUAUUAAUUAUGUCUCCGAGGAUUAAAGCUUUUGUAUCUCAGCGUACUGUUCUUGACGAUGAAAUUACUCCAGCUGUCGUCGUAGUUUCGGAUGAGAAAAUUCAUGAAAUAUUACGUGGGGAUGUUCAUCAACAGAUUAAACGCGUAGAAAGUAAAUAUCCAGGGAUAAUUAUCAAAGAUUUUGGAUCUUAUGUUCUGAUGCCUGGGCUGGUAGAUUCGCAUGUUCAUAUCGAUGAUCCUGGACGCACACAAUGGGAAGAAUUUAAAACAGCAACAAAAGCUGCCGCUGCUGGUGGAGUUACUACUGUCGUUGAUAUGCCGCUUAAUUCUAUACCACCAACUACGACAGUUGAUAAUUUGAAAGUAAAAAUGAAAGCUGCUGAAGGAAAUUUAUUUGUCGAUGUCGGUUUUUGGGGUGGAGUUGUACCAGGAAACACUAAAGAAUUGAAAAAAAUGGUUGAAGCCGGUGUAGUUGGUUUCAAAUGUUUUUUACUACCAAGUGGAGUACCAGAGUUUAACUACGUAACUUUAUCAGAAGUUGAAGAAGCUCUCAAAGAGUUGCAGUUUACUAAAACUGUACUUGCGUUUCAUGCUGAAUUUGAAGAUACUACAUCUACAGAAGGGAUGGAUCCUAAUUUAUAUGAAACUUUUCUUCAUUUCCGUCCAUCUAGCAUGGAAGUGCGCGCAAUUUCAGCAAUUGCUUCUCUUUGUAAAAAAUACAACGUACAUUGUCAUAUUGUCCAUCUAUCUGCAAGUGAAGCUCUUGAUAUAAUUUCAGAGGCUAAAAAAAAUAAUGUUCCAAUAACUGCAGAGACCUGCUACCAUUACUUGACAUUUGCCGCUGAAGAAAUUCCUAAUUCUGAUACUAGAUUUAAAUGUUGUCCACCGAUUCGCUCUAGUGAAAAUCGGGAAAAAUUAUGGAAAGCUUUGAAAAAUGGAAUAUUAGAUAUGGUUGUCUCAGAUCAUUCGCCCUGUACUCAAGACCUUAAAAUCAAUAGUUUUAUUGAUGCAUGGGGAGGAAUUUCUUCUUUACAAUUUGGACUGUCUAUAAUUUGGACGGAAGCUCAAUUAAAAAAAAUAACUAUCAGCGAAAUAUCGCGUUACAUAUCAGCAAACCCAGCAAAACUGUGCGGCUUGGAUAAAAUCAAAGGCCGAAUUUACCCAGGCAUGGAUGCUGAUUUCGUCGUGUGGAAUCCUGAGUCCCAGUUUAUGGUACAAAGAGCGGAUAUCUUAUACAAAAACAAGAUAUCUCCAUAUGAAGGAAAAGUAUUAAACGGCCGUGUAAUAUCUACUAUUUUGCGUGGAAAUUCAAUCUAUGAAAACGGUGAAAUCACCGAGAGUUUAAAAGGAAAAAUUCUUCUAAAUUAAUAACAUUAAUUUAUUCACAUGUCCAUCCGUUUACCUUAUUUUUAAAAAGAAUAAAAAAACAAGAGGUCUUGGGUCAACACUUGUGACCUUGUCGGCGACGUAAAAUAUCGCGAUGACUCAUUUUUCUUUACAUCCACGUAUGACGUCAUUAGAACAUAAUCUCUGGAUUAAACAGAAAUCUUCUAAAAGUAAUAAACACAUACUUUUUAAAAAUAUCUUUAAA